UUUUUCGUCCUUAUUUUAUUCUUUAAUCAAAAUUGAAAUUAUUCCACGAAUUUUGGUUUUCAUCUUCAGUACCGGCUGCUCGGUACUCAGAAUCCAACAAAGGAAAACCCACAGCAAGUUCCUGCUAUAGCAUUGCGAGGUAUUGUCAGCCUUUAGAUAGUGCCCGAAAAUGCGAUCGUUAAGCAUCGCUUUGACCUUUGCGCUGGUCGCUACUGUUCUCAGUCAGCGUACCACCACAACAGCGACGACCACCACUGCCGCACCAACCACUGCUACUACAACAACAGAAGAUCCACUUUUCAAUGAAAGACUGGUCCAGACUCAAGCAAUGAUCGAGACCGCAAUAAGAAUGUUCUGUUUACCAUCGUCUAACCAAGAAGAGGACCCCGUUGAACUUUGUAUGACUGGCGACUUUAACCAGACUUCAUGCGAAAACAGCGGAAAGCCGUGUUGUUACAUUUUAGACGAAGAGACGAACGAGGCAACGUGCCAGAAAAAGAGAGCUGAGACGUACGUUAUCGCCAGACUUGAAGAAAUGUACGACACAGUAUCAGAAAACUCUUCAGACAUCAAACAGAGCUUUCCUGGAGUCCAGGCAGUAGUUGACUGUACAUUCAGCAGCCAGCCAACCUUAUGCGCAGGAAACAUUGUGGUUAUUAUUCAACGUGCGAUACGUCUUGACGAAUCAGCGAUUCGAAGACUACUCGACUGGGGUCCAGCUUUAACACAAAGGCUACUCGAGCCUGGUGUUCUCGUCGAGGCCGACCGAAUAGCCUUGUUCAAUGCUUUACGCAUUUUCCGAGAUAGAACCGGGACUCCAAUUGAUUUACCAGACAAUAUAAUUAUCAUCACCACCACUACCAUCCCACCACCACCAAGAACCACCCAAACUACUACCACACCAGCACCAAUAAUUUUUGUGCCCCAGACAACGAUCCGUGACCCAGGAUUUCCAAGCAGAUGCUUUUGGUAUCCAUGGUCAGGUUGGGGCCGAUGUGAAGGUGUAUGCGGAGCUGGAGUCCAAACCAGAUUCCGUCGUUGUCAAAACUGUGUACCUGGUACCGGUGCUUGCCAAGGGGCUUGUGUGUUUAAAAGGAGCUGUGCCAACCCAAUUGGAAUGAUCUGCGGGUACUGGAGUGGAUGGUCAGGAUACAGUCCAUGCAGCAGCAGUUGUGGUGAUGGAGCACGAACACGAACCCGAUCUUGCCAUGGUGGAAACAUUGGACAAGUCGGAUGUAUUGGGGCAUCAUCUGAGUCUCUGGCUUGCAACACUGGUCUUAACAAUCGAGGUACUUUCCUUAACUGGUCAGUGUGGUCAGUCUGCUCGGUUUCAUGUGGUGGUGGAACAAGAUCACGAUCAAGGACCCACACUUGUGAUGGUCCCAUCUCGGAACAACAGGCUUGUGGAACAGGAAUAUGCUGCGGAAAAUUGGAAUGGUCCGGUUGGAACGAAUGCAGUACAACCUGUGGGCAGGGAACUCAAGUUCGAAUUCGAUCAGAUAUCUGCCCAGAUGUUCCAAAUCAAAGCGAAUCUCAAGCUUGCAAUCUAGGUUCUGGUAACUACGGACCAUGGAGUCCAUGGGGAGAUUGUAGCAGCACUUGUGCAGGUGGAAUCCGAUCCAGAUCUAGGUCUCAUUCAUGCAGGGAAAACCUGGAGGUUGCACAAGAACAAUGCGGUGCUCUUGGAGAUUUCUCUGACUGGUCAGCACCAGAGGCAUGCUCUUCUACUUGCCCAGGAGGUACCGCCCGAAGAACCCGUACCCACAGUUGUACCAAUAAUGUUGAGCAGGACGCUGUUCCUUGCGGACCAGCUGGUUUCUACCAAGAAUGGACACAAUGGUCAUCAUGCAGUAACACAUGCGGUGGACAACAAUCACGUGUUCAAAGACACACCUGUGGAGAAACACCUCGCGUUGAAAAUCGUCCAUGUGGAGGAAAUGGAGUGUAUGGUCAAUGGACCGGUUAUUCCCCCUGCUCUCAGUCAUGCUCAGGAGGUACUCAAACGAGAAGACGAUUUGACGUUUGCACACGAGAUGCACAAACCGAAACCCAAGCUUGUGGAGCGUUUGGAUCAUGGGGAGUCUACUCUUCAUGGAGUUUGUGUUCAAGAACCUGCGGUGGAGGCCAACAAUCUCGAACUAGAGUACACUCAUGCCCUGCCAAUCUUGGAGCUGGCAACAACGGUGGUGCUGAACAAGAAGUCCGUGCAUGUGGUACUGAAAUCUGCUGCAACUAUUUCGAUUACGGCGAAUGGUCUGCAUGUUCCAGGACCUGCGGCUACGGAUCCCGAUCAAGGCGACGCGUCAGCAACUGCCCCAACCGUCUUCCAGAAGUCGUACAAAACCAAUUCUGCUACAUUUCUUCCGGUGAGCUUGGUGAAUGGUCACAAUGGAGCGCUUGCAGUCAAUCUUGUCUUGGUGGAACUCAAACCAGAACGAAAAUCCACAGCUGCAACUCGGCACUUAAUCAAAGACAGUCUCAAUUCUGUGGUGUUGACGGAGGCUACACACAAUGGUCAGCUUGGGGACAAUGUUCACGCACCUGCGGUGUUGGAUUCCAGGCCAAACGACGAACUCACAUCUGUGGAACCAAAGAAGCUCAAGUUGAACAACAACAAUGCGUCAUCGAACCAGCAGCUUUCGGAGCACCAGGACCAUGGGGUCCAUGCUCACAGACUUGCUCUGGUGGAAGACAAACCAGACGAUACGAACAUAACUGCGGUUUGCCAGACAGGUUCGAAUCACAAGAAUGUGGUAACCCUGGCAAUUUCCGAGAGUGGGGUCAAUGGACAACAUGCUCCAGUACUUGCACCGGCACUAGGAUCCGUCGCAAGUUCCACCAAUGUACCACAGAAUCGGAUUCUGAAACCCAAGCCUGCGGAGGCGGUGGUAACUACGGAGUAUGGACACAAUGGGGAGCUUGCUCGCAAGUUUGUGCUGGAGGCACACAAGUGAGACAAAGGUUCCACAACUGCGGAUUGCAACCGGAUGCUGAAUCACGACCUUGUGGAGCCGCUCCAUCAUAUGCAUUGUGGACAUUGUGGGGAUCUUGCACAGCUUCAUGCGGUGGUGGACAACAAUCCCGAACAAGACGUGGCGUUUGUGGAAAUAGUGACCAAUCUGAUACGCGUGAAUGUGCUACAAACCGAUGCUGCGGGCUUCUUGAUUGGGAACCAUGGAGUGCAUGUUCUGUGAGCUGUGGCUUGGGACGUCAACAACGUGUGAGGAUGGACAUCUGCUCUGAUGGUCGACCUGUUGCCACCGACUUCAAACAAUGCAAUGCUGGAUCCGGAUCCACGAGCGAAUGGACGCCAUUUGGAGCUUGUCAGAAUCAAUUGGGAGAAGUUGUACAGUGUGAUGGUGGAACUCAAUCUAGAACUCGUGUCAAUACUUGCUCCGGACAAAUCAUUGAUACCCAGGCUUGUGCAACUAACAGAUGUCCAUACUGGUCAGCAUGGACAAGAUGGACUCUUUGCUCAGUUUCCUGCUUCAGUGGAUCCCGAACAAGACAGAGACGUUGCGUCUUGGAAACAACAACACUCACAUGUCCAGGCAUUGGAUUUGAAUCUGAGGAAUGUAAUGCCGGAGCUGGAGAUUGGUCUGUAUGGAGAAGCUGGACUGCAUGCUCUGCUUCAUGUAACGGAGGAUUCAGAAGCCGAACACGAUCCCACAGAUGUCAACAAGAUGAGAGCCAGACCGAAGCAUGCAACACACACACUGGUUCCUAUACUGUGUGGUCAAUGUGGACAUCAUGCUCCAGCAGCUGCGGAGGUAUGCAGACUCGAAGCCGACAACAGACAUGUACACAACAACAAGAAAUGGAAGAAAGAAUGUGCAACACAAACCCAGGGCCAUAUAAUGAGUGGCAAUUGUGGACUCCAUGUUCUGUAUCAUGCGGGGGUGGAAACCGUAGCAGAGCACGAACACACCCAUGUGGCCUUCUAACUGAAGUGGUAACAGAGGAAUGUAACACAUUUAGCGGCGUUUUCACUGACUGGACUGGAUGGAGUUCGUGCAGUGCUUCCUGCGGAGGAGGUUCCUCAAUGAGAAGACGAGGACACACAUGCGGACUUGAAGACGAUAUGCAACCAGGCGCAUGCAACACACAACCUUGCCCAUAUUGGUCGGGCUGGACUUCAUGGAGUCAGUGCCCAGUUAGUUGCGGUCAGUCACAGGUGACCAGAUCUAGGCAAUGCCAAGGUGGAACCCCAGGACAAGAUGGUUGUAUGGGAGACUUUUUCCAAAGGCAAGAUUGCUUUGCUCCACCACAAUUCUGGCAAGAAUGGACCGCCUACACACAGUGCUCUGCUAGUUGCAAGGGCGGAGUUCAGAGAAGAUUCCGAUCCCACUCUUGUCAGGAUAGCGAAGUAGAGACUGUUGAGUGUUACACCACCCCUGGAUCCAAUGGAAUGAAUUGGCUGCGUAUAGUGCACUGCACUGCUUCAUGUGGAGGUGGGGUUGCCCGAAGAACAAGAACACACACUUGUGGAGAGAGGCCACAACAAGAAACCAUUGAAUGCAACACAUUCCCAGGUGCAUUCGGUCUAUGGACACAAUGGAGCGCUUGUACCAAGACUUGCGGUGGUGGACGAAAAUCAAGAAGCCGAACACAAAGCUGCACUGGACAAAUCGUCUCGGACUCCACCGUUUGCAACGAUAACCCGUGUGCUAUCUGGGAUGGUUGGAGCACAUGGGGACCAUGCAGCGCAUCAUGCGGUGAUGGAAUCAAGACCCGCUCAAGAAAAUGCCGCGGAGGAGCAGCUGGAACAAGUCUUUGCCUCGGAGGAGAAACUCGCUCUACAGCAUGCAAUGCAGGACCUUGCUGUGACUUUGGAUGGAGUGGUUGGAGUGCGUGCUGUCUUGAUGGCACCAGCCCCAUCCGUCUGCAGGUUCGUCUCCGUGGUAAUGGAUGUACACAACGGUGGGAAAAUGUAACAAGAAUCUGUCCACCUGGCACGAGGGUUAUUAAUGUGCAAUGCACCAACCACACACCAUUGUUCCAACAAAGUGAGCGCCGCCGACGAAGAUCUGUAGAGAUUGAAAUGCCUUAAAUAUCGUUGAAUGCGAGCAUUCAUCUUUCAGCAUUACUAAUAAAGUUUUGGUGUUUUUCAUUGCAAGUUAAAAACGGUCAUGUAACUUCACAAAUAGUCAACGCUGUGCCAAUCACACAAAUUCCCACUUUUUAAUCAGCAUAAAAUGUAGAUAUUCCAUGUCAAUCAUAAAACCAAUACGAGCAACACGGUGCCCCAACUCUUUUCAAUCCAAAAAAUGCGUUUUCUUGGUGGUUUGGUUUGUUUUUUGAUUUGUUUGUGUUGGAUGUUUGAUUUUUUGUAUAUACGAUCGGUUGCUGCACAUAAUAUAAAUGCUUUUACUUUGAGCACAUAUUGAAUGACUAAUAAAGUAAUACGCGUGAAAAAA
This is a messenger RNA of Ciona intestinalis (vase tunicate), 5417 nucleotides long. RefSeq lists its product as uncharacterized. Lineage: Eukaryota; Metazoa; Chordata; Ascidiacea; Phlebobranchia; Cionidae. The record is from RefSeq and is a predicted model, not a curated record.